UAAAUAAUCGCUGCACAUGAAACAGGCAUGGCGUCCUUCAGCUAGAGACACAAGUGACAUCUGUUUAUCCAUUGGCCCUUUUGCAUAUAUUCAAGUUGUUAUUUAUUUAUCUAUGAAGGUGUGGAUAGAGGAGUUUCCUUCACAAUGGUGACCAGGAUCGCGUGUCAAGUUCUCCAGCGCCGAUUUGCCUCUGUCGCUGCUGCUCUGCGUGCAUCGCCUGCAGAGGUCCGUAGCCAGCGCAAUGCCGUCUUCUCCAGAGAGCAGGCCCGGCAGAGAGCUCUGUACCCUCGCAUCCAGAAGAUCGAGGUGUCCAUGCAGGGUCCGGGGAUGGAGGGUACACUGCUCGUCAUGAACAGAGGGAUGUCCACUCCACUGAGCUGCGCCAGACACUUGACAGAACAUCAUGAGACCAACUCAGCUCUGGCCCUGGUGGACGGGGAGCCGUGGUCCCUCCACCAGCCCCUCACCGACUCCUGCUCGCUCACUCUGCUCACAUUCAAAGAUAACGAUCCAACAGUCGUCAACCAGGCUUACUGGCGCUCCUGCUCCGCCCUGCUGGGUCAGGUGCUGGAGACCGCGUUCAAAGAGGACUUCGCUGUGGAGCUGCUCAGCACAGUGGAUGUCGCAGUCACUGCCGGGGCGUUCUGCUAUGAUGUGGUGCUCGACCCCAAGCUGGACUCAUGGACUCCCUCUGAGGAGUCGUUGCGGUCUCUCACCCGAGGGGCUCAGCAGCUGAUCCACCAGGACCUGGCCUGGGAGCCUCUGGAGGUGGUACCCUCUGUGGCGCUGGAGGUCUUCUCCCACAGCAGGUGUAAACAGGAAGAGGUGGAGCAGAAGGCGUCUCAGAGUCCCACUGGCACCGUGAUGCUCCACAGAUGUGGCGACCAUGUGCUGCUGAGUGCGGGCCCCCUGGUGGGCAGGACAGGCCUCUGCUCGCAGUACGAUGUGACGGCCCUCCACAGCCUGGGAGAGGGUCCCUGGGGCCUCCACCGCCGAGCACAGGGCAUCUCCCUGCCUCUGCAGAUGGAGGCUCAUCACACGGUGUGGGGGAAACUGAGGCAGCGGGCAGAGAGACGGGUUGAGGUGCCAAAACCUGAAGAAGUGACUCCACCCGCCUCCGACCAGCCAACAACAACCUCUGCGUAACCUCUCACACACACACACACACACUUUCUCAUGUAUCUGAUUGUAUAAUUUGUUCAAUAAAUGUGUAAAAUAACGUGACAAAUCA
Molecule: messenger RNA, 1231 nt
Organism: Eleginops maclovinus (Patagonian blennie)
Lineage: Eukaryota; Metazoa; Chordata; Actinopteri; Perciformes; Eleginopidae
Gene: mrpl39
Product: mitochondrial ribosomal protein L39
Exons: 10
Coding region: 145-1146 (333 amino acids)
Cellular component (GO): mitochondrion
Molecular function (GO): nucleotide binding; RNA binding
Source: RefSeq, a predicted model, not a curated record